AUGGCUGCAACAGAUAUUGAAAACAAUAGUGAUACUCUCACAUCAUCAAUGAGUCAACACACAACAACAACAACUAAAAGUGUACCGAUAUAUAAUGCCUCAUCAUCUCAUGAACAUUCUCAUUCAUGUAAUGAUCCAUCUCAUCAUCAUCAUUAUCCACAUAUGUUCGAUGAAGAUCAUGAACAAUUAGCAGCAGCAGCUGCUAAAAAUGAAAUGUUAAUGAAACGAAAAGCGAAGAAAAAUCAGAAACAUGAUACAACACGUGCUGAAUUAAUACCAGGUCAUCAAGGUGAUAAAAGUAUCGAUGAUUUACUUAAUUUUAUUAAUGGACCAUCAUCGUCAGGCAACAAUACCAAUAGUAAAAAAUCGAAAAAGAAAUCAGCAACAAAUAAUUAA
Molecule: messenger RNA, 396 nt
Organism: Adineta steineri
Lineage: Eukaryota; Metazoa; Rotifera; Eurotatoria; Adinetida; Adinetidae
Source: the annotation of a GenBank genome assembly